GCCAGUGCUCUCAGACUUUCAAAAUGUCACCGGUGUUGUGUUUUCCUCUCUCUGUCUCUUUCCUCCUCUCUCUUUCCCUCUCUGACUUUCAACAUAUUUCCUCCGUUUUUUCUCAAAAAUACUUUCCAGCCAUAGCAGACUGCAGCAGAGCUGACACUGUGACUGCCGUUGGGUAAAGAGACUGCAGCAGAACUGACACUGUGACUGCCGUUGGGUAAAGAGACUGCAGCAGAGCUGACACUGACUGCCGUUGGAUAAAGAGACUGAAGCAGAGCUGACACUGACUGCCGUUGGAUAAAGAGACUGCAGCAGAGCUGACACUGUGACUGCCGUUGGAUAAAGAGACUGCAGCAGAACUGACACUGUGACUGCCGUUGGGUAAAGAGACUGCAGCAGAACUGACACUGUGACUGCCGUUGGGUAAAGAGACGUAAGCAGAGCUGACACUGUGACUGCCGUUGGGUAAAGAGACUGCAGCAGAGCUGACACUGACUGCCGUUGGGUAAAGAGACUGCAGCAGAGCUGACACUGUGACUGCCGUUGGGUAAAGAGUCUGCAGCAGAGCUGACACUGUGACUGCCGUUGGGUAAAGUAAAAGAGAGGAUAUCUACACUAUUAUGGCUGAUGUUCCUGUUCCUCCUUCCUCACUGAGAACAGAGGGGAUCCUCCUGAGAGAGAUCCACGUCAACCUGCUGGAGUGUAAAGUCUGCUUCGAGAAGUAUAACCCACGGCAGAAGGAACGCCGGCCUCAGAACCUGUCCUGCGGCCAUGUGCUCUGUCUGGAAUGUGUCCGGGCGCUCUCCCACCCCGUCCUCAAGAAGCUUGAGUGCCCUUUCUGCCGGCAGCUGUGUGACGUUGACAGCACCUCCCACUGCCAGGCGCUGACAGACCUCCAGGAUCUUCUGCUCUCCCGCUCCCCCAGGUCACCUGUCCCUCAUCGGGUCAGAGGAGGCAGCGGCUGGGUCGGAGGUCUGGGCUCUGGAGCUCUGCGGCUUCGCUCAGCCUUCGGUGGCUGGGGGUCCCUGAUCAACCCCACAGGGGUGGCCGUGUUCGGGUCCUCUGGGACCAUGGUGGUGGUGCACGAUGGAGAAAGGAGGGUGGUGGUAUUCGGGCCUCAGGGCAGGCGGCUGCACGGGUUUGGGCGGAGGGGUCGCGGCCACGGGGAGGUGUGUCACCCGGUGGAUGUGGCGGUGACUCCCAGUGGGUAUGUGGUUGUGACGGAUGCCGGUGACGGUGCAGUGAAAGUGUUCACCACCAGGGGGAGUUAUGUUCUGGCGGUGUGGGAUUCCUUCCAGAUGCCCUGGGGGGUGGACGUGGACAGCUGUGGACAUAUCCUGGUCACUGACAUCCAGGCAGGCACGCUCUCCCAGGUUGUGGUGGACUUUGCCCGUGGCGUGACUCUGAUGAACCGAGCGGUCAUAACCGACCUCCAGCGGCCCAAGGCAGUGGCCUGCUGUCGGGUGACCGGGAACAUAGCCCUGGUGGAGACACUGGGGCUCACCACCACACAACCUCCAAAUGGCCCCCGGCCUACCAGACUGACAAUAUUCAACAAAGACUUUAACAUGCUCUCUCAGAUAGACAGCUUUACUCUGAGCCUGGGGGCCUCAGUGUGGCCCUAUAUGUCUGCCGUGGCCUUUGACAGGGACGGGGAUGUGAUCGUGAUAGACUCCCAGCGUGGGUUGAUUUGGAGUUUGGGAAAGCUCCAGAACGGCGCGGUCCUAACCCCCCUGGUCAGUGAAGACUUGGUUCGCCCGGUGGGGCUGGUCGCCACAGCACAGAACACGCUGAUUGUUUUAGACAGUGGAGACCAUGCAGUGAAGAUGUAUUCAGUUCAACCGGAUGCUAUUCUAGUCCGAAAAUGAUGUAGGAAGAGUUAGCUGUCUGGCUGACUUGUAUUGUGAAAAAAUACAUAAACAAAAUGCAUAAUGACUGGUGAUUCCACUGUUGUGAUGUAACACAAUAAAA
This is a messenger RNA of Salvelinus fontinalis (brook trout), 1968 nucleotides long. Its product is annotated as E3 ubiquitin-protein ligase NHLRC1-like. The transcript has a single exon. The record is from RefSeq and is a predicted model, not a curated record. Lineage: Eukaryota; Metazoa; Chordata; Actinopteri; Salmoniformes; Salmonidae. Gene Ontology annotation, biological process: protein polyubiquitination; proteasome-mediated ubiquitin-dependent protein catabolic process; negative regulation of translation. The coding region runs from base 618 to 1865 and encodes 415 amino acids. Gene Ontology annotation, molecular function: protein binding; ubiquitin protein ligase activity; translation repressor activity.